Molecule: messenger RNA, 455 nt
Organism: Lonchura striata (white-rumped munia)
Lineage: Eukaryota; Metazoa; Chordata; Aves; Passeriformes; Estrildidae
Source: RefSeq, a predicted model, not a curated record
ACAAACCGUCAAUCAGCGAAUCGCGUCGCUAUUGGUUAGACGCGGCUGGGUCCCGCCCUGGCCGAGCCGGACCGGGUGGCGGCCACCAUGGCGGCGGCGGCGGGGGGCGCGGGCGGCGGCGGCGCGGACGGUGAUGUCCCCGCCGCCACCCGCCUGCAGGCCUACGCCUGGUGCCGCGAGUUCCUGGCCGGCUCCUGGAAGCUCAUCGGCCCCGACGAGUUCGGCAUCUCGCUCGUCAGCGGGGGGCUCAGUAACCUGCUGUACAAGUGCGCGCUGCCCGAGCACGUGCCGAGCGUGGGGGACGAGCCCCGGCAGGUGCUGCUGCGCGUCUACGGGGCCAUCCUGCAGCUCCAUUUCAUCCGGCACUACCUGUGGGGGCAGCCCGGGGGUCCCUCGGGGCCGCCGCGGGAGGAGCGGCAGCGGCUGGAGGAGGAGCUGCUGCGGGAGACCGAGCG